This is a messenger RNA of Dromiciops gliroides (monito del monte), 2127 nucleotides long. RefSeq names its product probable polypeptide N-acetylgalactosaminyltransferase 8. The coding region runs from base 1 to 2127 and encodes 708 amino acids. NCBI's taxonomy places the organism in Eukaryota, Metazoa, Chordata, Mammalia, Microbiotheria, Microbiotheriidae. Gene Ontology annotation, cellular component: Golgi apparatus. The record is from RefSeq and is a predicted model, not a curated record. The transcript has 14 exons.
AUGGGCAUCUUUGCUGCACAUAGACUCUUCUUGGGAGAGAUCAGAUCCAUGGACAUAGAAAUGACUGCCUUUGAAACAGAAAAUGUGGAGCUGGGUGUGAGGAUGAAAAGCUCUUUGAAUGAGACCUUCUCCAUUGACCAGGGACCUAUCACAGCAGAUGCACCAAUCAUGUAUAUGUGUAAUGGUAGUCAUACACAGGGGACAGCUAUCAUCAACAGGAGUACUAAGAGAUGCGUGGAGAUUAAUGAGGACUCCCCAGGUUCCUAUACCCUCAUUCUCCAGAAAUGUACUGGGCAGGGAAUCAUCAACAAAGUGACAGUAAAAAGACAUCAUGGGGAGCAGAAUGCCCUGUCUCCUUCCUUACAGGAUAAUACAACAAAUUGGUCUUUUGGGGAGAUGACUGCUUACGAUCUAGAUAACUUUACAAGACAUUCUGUGACACAAAUGGAGAUGGAGCAGGCAGAGGCUAUCAUCGGGCAUCCAAUAAAGCUCCAGGAUAGAGGGAAUCAUGUCCAAUCAUUGGAACCUAGGGCUGGAAAUAAGGCACGACUCAAGGUCCAAAGUGAACUCUACCCAGACUCAGCACUUUUCUAUAACUGGGGUGAAGGCUUGUCAGAGUCCCAACAGACAGAGGCUCAGAGCCUCUUCCUGAAGUUUGGUUACAAUGUUUACCUGAGUGACCAGUUGCCUCUCAAUCGCUCUUUCAAAGAUGGUCGCAAUCCCAGGUGUCUUGAGAAGACAUAUCCCCACCAACUUCCAACUGUCAGUGUUAUUCUCACAAUUAUGAAUGAAGCCAUGUCAGUUAUACAACGGGCCAUCAACAGCAUCAUCCACCAGACCCCUUCUCAUCUGCUGAAGGAACUCAUCCUGGUAGAUGACUUUAGCUCAAAUGAUGAACUAAAGGAAGAUUUGGGUAACCAGAUCCAGAUUUACAACCACAAGUAUCCCAGGCUUCUGAAACUGAUCCGUCACACCAAGAGGAAGGGGCUCACUCAGGCCCGUAUCUCUGGCUGGAAAGCUGCUAAAGCAGAUGUGGUCGUUAUCUUAGAUGCUCAUGUUGAAGUGAACGUUGGUUGGGCAGAGCCCAUCUUAGCACGGAUCCAGGAAGACCACACUGUGAUUGUGUCACCCAUGUUUGGAAAAAUUCAUUUUGACACCUUAGAAGUGGAACAUUAUCCCUUAGCUUCUAUUGGAUUUGACUGGGCUCUCUGGUGCCUCUAUGAUGCUGUGCCAAAAAGUUGGCUUAAACUGAAGGAUGAUACUGCUCCAGUGAAGAGUCCUUCCAUCAUGGGCAUCUUUGCUGCAGACAGACUGUUCUUGAAAGAAAUUGGAUCCCUUGAUAAAGGAAUGCAAGUCUAUGGAGGAGAAAAUGUGGAACUAGGCCUGAGGGUGUGGCAGUGUGGAGGAAAGAUCGAGAUACUUCCCUGUUCUCGGAUUGUUCAUCUGGAGAGAGCCUUCAAACCCUAUGCUUGGCAUCUGGGGCAAUUUAUGAGACGCAAUGCUCUGCGUGUGGCUGAAGUCUGGUUGGAUAAUUACAAAUCCAUGGUUUACUAUUACUGGAAUCUGCCUGUGAAGAACCAUGGCAUAGAUUAUGGAGACGUGUCUUCCAGAAAGGAACUCAGGAAGAAACUGAAUUGUCGGAGUUUUGACUGGUACCUCAAAAAUGUUUAUCCAUCUCUGAAGCCGGUUCGGAACAUUGUUGGUUAUGGAGUAGUAAGAAAUACUUUGAAUGAGAUGAUCUGCAUGGAUCAAGGACCAGUCUCAGGGAAAACUCCAAUCAUGCAUACUUGCCAUGGGUUUGAAUCACAGGUUGUGUUCUACUUUAUGACAGGAGAACUGUACCUGGGACAGUUAUAUGAUAAUUGGUUCUCCAAAAAUCAGUGCCUUGUUGAUUCUGGGCAAGGGUCUGAGCCAGAAUUAGCAGCGUGCUCCAAUGUGACAUAUAAAGGAAUACAUACACAUUGGGAUUUUAAACAGGGGGGAGCUAUAAUCAACAGGGGCACCAAAAGGUGUCUGGAAAUCCAGCAAGAUGCCACAGGAUCCCAUACUCUCAUCCUCCAGGAGUGUACAGGGCAAAUGUGGAAUAUCCAACAUGUCAUCAGAGAUGGGGAGAACCCUCAGUACUAA